AUGGUCUUGCGCAGCCGGUCGCGAACCAUCUUCACAGCUCCAUCCUCGCAGAACUUGCGUAUCGGGAACCACGUAAUCUUUCAGAGAUCAUUUUCUAUUUCUCGCUCUUCAAGAUUCCCGGACACGAGAACGAUGUCGGACGCCCAGUAUCAGAGCGUGAAGAUUAACAGGGAGAGGUUGUGGAGGGAUCUCCACGAGACUUGUCAAUGGGGGAUGGGGGAGAGGUGGGGAGAGGGAGCAACCGAUAUUGGCAUGAAGCGCCUGACGUUGACAGACUCGGAUAAGAAGGUCCGGGACUGGUUCGUCAAGACAACAGAGUCUCUCGGAUGCAAAGUUUCGAUCGAUGCUAUGGGCAAUAUCUUCGCCGUACGCCCUGGAAAGAGAGACGGACCUCCAACCUACGCAGGAUCACAUCUCGAUACUCAACCUACCGGCGGCCGCUACGAUGGCAUUCUCGGCGUCCAUGCCGGCAUAGAGGCUUUGAAAACCAUGAACGACCACAACAUCACAACCGAGUACCCCACCGGGGUCAUAAACUGGACCAACGAGGAAGGCGCUCGCUUCCCCAUCUCCAUGAUCGCCUCCGGCGUCUGGGCUGGAGCGUACACGCUCGAGAAAGCCUACGGCCUCGUUGAAGUUGGCGGUGGAACAGCUACGCAGAAGUCCGAGUUGGAGAGAAUCGGGUACCUGGGAACGAUGAGGGCGAGCUAUGAGGCCAACCCGAUCGGGGCGCAUUUCGAGCUGCAUAUUGAGCAAGGGCCUAUUCUGGAGAAGACGGGUGGGAAGAUUGGGGCUGUGGAGGGCGUGCAGGCCUACCGGUGGUUUACAAUCACUGUAAAAGGUGCAGACUGCCACACCGGAACCACAGAUUUCCAGAAUCGCUCCGAUGCUAUGCUCACCGCAGCCAAGCUGAUCCUCCACAGCCAUAACAAGGCUACAGAGCUCGGCUGUCUAGCUUCAACUGGUAUCCUGACUCUUAAGCCUGGAUCCACAAACACAGUGCCUGGAUGGGUUCAGUUCUCCCUUGAUAUCAGAUCCAAGGAAGAUGCUGUCUUGAAGAGACUUCAAGUAGCCCUAGAACUGGAGUUUACUAAGAUUGCAGCUGGCGAAGACAUAGGAGGCUUGAACGCGUUAGGAACGAAAGGUAGAGGUUGUACGGUUGAUUGGCAGCUAGAUGCAGAUUCUCCGGCAACCAAGUUCCAUGAAGAUUGCAUCAAGUGUGUGGAAGCAAGUGCGGCGGAUAUGCUUGGAACAAGUGCUGAGGGGAAAGUACUAAGAAUGACUUCUGGCGCUGGCCAUGACAGUGUUUACACUUCGAGACGAGCCCCAACCUCAAUGAUAUUCGUACCUUGUAGAGACGGUGUAAGCCAUAACCCAUCGGAGUACUGCAGUAAGAAUGACUGUGGAAAUGGAGCGGAGGUCCUGCUUGGAGCAAUGCUGCGAUAUGACCAGCUGAGGGCGGAAAAAGGAGCGUAG
This is a messenger RNA of Drepanopeziza brunnea f. sp. 'multigermtubi' MB_m1, 1476 nucleotides long. RefSeq lists its product as uncharacterized. Gene Ontology annotation, molecular function: hydrolase activity, acting on carbon-nitrogen (but not peptide) bonds, in linear amidines. NCBI's taxonomy places the organism in Eukaryota, Fungi, Ascomycota, Leotiomycetes, Helotiales, Drepanopezizaceae. The record is from RefSeq and is a predicted model, not a curated record.